AUGGCCUUUGAUUCCAUUGCUAUGCGUCUGCUCGCGGACAGCGGGUUUUGGGAUUUUGUUAGCUUCAUCAGCCGUCGUGCCGCAUCAGCCGGGAGAGAAAAACAUCCAUCCACGACGGCGAGGAGGCAGGGUGCGAAACACAGCUACGCCCAUUUCUACACCUACUGUACCGCUACUGUAGCCUGGAAGACGUUUCUAUCUGUUUCUAUCUGUUUCUAUGUGUGGAAGAGGGCUGUGCUCGCUUGCUUCUGCCCUGCCUGCUUCCUUUGUAGCAUCCUACAGGGGCUGAGCUGGCCUGGCUGCACACGGCUCACCUACAACACCUUUCUGCAGCUGUGGCCCUCACAGGGCGCGACCGCUGGCUCUCACCUGACAGGUCCCUGGCCUCAGGACGACAGCCAGAACCAACACGUUCCCUACAUGAGGGACAAGGCGACGCAGACCCCCAGGGCCUGGGCAGAUGAGAGGAGGAGGGGCUCUCACAAACGCUCGGCCUCCUGUGGGAGCACCGAUCAGCUCAAGGAGAUUGCCAAAUUGCGUCAGCAGCUUCAGCGCAGCAAACGCAGCAGCCGCCAUCGGAGGGAUAAAGACCGCAAGUCUCCCUUCAAUGGCAGCCAUACCAUCAUCCAGUCGCAGUCACCUAUGCCCAAAACCAUCCUGAUACCCAUCCCUAUAUCCAAAUCAUCGGCCCCUCGAUUCCGCAACAGCGUGGAGGGCCUCAACCAGGAGAUCGAACGCAUCAUCAUCAGAGACACACCUGAGAAGGAAGAGACCAUCGUUCCGCAGGACGUCCCAGAUGGGCACCGCGCACCCCCACCCGUCCCCCCACAGCGCAGCAGCAGCACCCGCAGCAUCGACACACAGACUCCCUCAGGGGGUGGCCUGAGCGGUAGCCAUAGCAACUGCAGUAGCCGCCCCGACUCCAUCUCUCCCUCCUACCUCACCGUCCUCAACGAUGCGGCUGGAGGCAGCCCCUACGAGGACAAAGCCUCCCCUCUCUGCCUGUCCUCAGAGCUGGGCCCCUACUCCCCGCUGCCUAAAUACGCCGCCUCCCCCAGACCCAACAACAGCUACAUGUUCAAGAGAGAACCUCCAGAAGGCUGCGAGAAGGUCAAAGUGUUUGAAGAGUCCAUGCCCAAACCUCUGCAGGAGAUCCCCCCCUUCCUCUGUCCCGACCGCAACAAGGUCAACUUCAUCCCCAACAGCGGCUCCGCCUUCUGCCUCGUCAGCAUCCUCAAGCCCUUACUGCCCGCCCCGGACCUCAGCUUUCGCCCCGGGGUGGGCCUCCGAAGUCACUCCCCGUCCCUCGUGCCUCUGUCCACUCAGCCCUGCCUCCUGGAGGAGCCCGAGAGCUUCUGA
Scomber japonicus (chub mackerel) is the source of this 1359-nucleotide messenger RNA. RefSeq names its product family with sequence similarity 117 member Ba (gene fam117ba). The record is from RefSeq and is a predicted model, not a curated record. Bases 1 to 1359 code for a protein of 452 amino acids. NCBI's taxonomy places the organism in Eukaryota, Metazoa, Chordata, Actinopteri, Scombriformes, Scombridae. The transcript has 9 exons.